AAAAAAAAAAAAAAAAAAAGGAAACCCAACAGAGGAGCGGCCGUUGCCUGGGUAACCUGGAACGUCAGGUGUAAAAGAGAAGAGCCGUUUAGUUUAGUCGAGGCGAGGGUUAGUGCCGCAGAUAGUCCUGUUACACAGUGAGGGCUUGAGUCAUGGAUAACUGUGAUUUGGAGAAGCUCUCUAUCUCUGCUGGGAAGCUCCAUCCACCUUUCUCCCCUCGGGUGACUGACUACAGAGUGACGGUGGAGAGCAGCGUCCGCAAAGUGACUCUGGACCUGAGCACCAGUGAUUGCGAAGCAUCCUACAGCAUUCUGUCUGGUGACCGCUCCAGCUCUGUCAACCUGGAGGAUGGGCUCAACAGAGUGGACAUCGAAGUGGUUGCCGAGGACGGGACGACGAAGAGAUACAGUGUGGAAAUCAGCAAGUUGUCAGCAAAGAUCGCAGAGCUCACCGACCUGGCUCUGGACGGGGAUAUUCCUCUUUCCCCUCCUUUUACUCCCAAAGGCCAUGAAUACAGCAGUUUUGUCCCCUUUUACUGCAGUGCAGUCACACUUCUGACCAAGGUUCCAGACAGCCUGAUAAAAGUCGCAGUAAACGGGAAGAGCGGCUGCCAGCCUGUGCCGCUGCAUUUUGGAGACACCCUGGUGGAGGUCUCUGUCUGCUCAGCAGAUGGCACUGUUUCACAGGUGUACACGGUGCUGGUGACGCGGGGGCUGAUUCCCGUGGCUGUGACCUUCAGUGAAGGGAAGCAGCAGCUGGACUAUGAAUGCCCCGUUUCCCUCAGCGCUCUGUACAGGCCCACGUCUGUCCACCACAGUAACCCAAAGAGCACCUUCUCACGGCCUUACAUCGAGAUGCUGGCCCGCCGAUCAAAGCUCGACCCACUCAGCGGGUGUCCACUGGGAGAUGGCUGGAAGGUCUCUGAACUGGACCUUGAUAAGGAGAUGUCAGCAGCUCCGGUCCGCUGUUUCUUUCAUUACCGAGGAUGUGAGAGCGUGAUGCCACUAUCAGAGCUGGGGCCGCACAGCCUGGACUGUCCACACAAACCCACGGGGGACCUGGAUACAAAGGAUGUGACACAGACCGGGUGGUACAAGGAGCACUUUGAAACAUCUGGAGGCCUGGAGAUAGAGACGAAGCACGUCUGUAAGGUGCGUAACUGGGAGAAAAGACUCCAACUGACAGGAGAGGAGGACAGCGUGGAUAAACUGUGCGCCCUGGCUGAAGAGCAUCUGAACCACUACAGCAAACACCUUCCACAGCGCGGGGAGCGGCUGAAGUCUGAGAAUGUGGAGUCUCUACUACUCAGCCUGGAGCAGGCGGCUGCUUAUUAUGCCUCCGCUGUGGCCCUCAGUCCCAGAAAGGCCAGGCUCCACUUCCUGCUGGGGCUGGUUUUGGAGGAGCAGCACAACGCCAUGGAGAUUUACGGCCUUCAGAGAAAGGCUGAUAAGGACGAUCCAGAACUGAGUGACGCCAAGUCAUCGGCCCAUCAAGAUGACAUCCUGGCCGUGUGCGAGCUGCACGGCUUCCAUGGCACGCCCACUGUGGAGAACCAGCUGCAGGCCUUGGAUAAGGAGUACCACCUGCUGAAAGAACAAGGCCAGUCCCACAAAGCAGACUACGUGCAGACCCUUUACCUCUGGCUGUCCAAGAAUGCCGGCAAGGAUCGCAGCGCAGUGAUGCAGGACGAGGAGAGCUACAGAUACCGGGCCCUCACCAAGUACCUGGACGCCUGGUCCCUGAGUCCGGACAGCUGGGAGUUCAGCCUCCACGCAGGAAGACUUCUGCUGCUCCAGGGGAGAAGCAGGGAAGCUCUGCAGCACGUCCAGACGGGGCUGGCGCUGCGGCCCCUGCACCCCGCGCUCAGAUUCUUCACAGGCCUGGCUCUGCUGCAGCAGGAGCAGAAAGCCUGCGAGGGCACAGAGAAGGAGGCCGCGCUAUUCUUGCAUCAGGGACUGGAGCACUUUGUCAGCCAACGCUGUAGCAAGAGUCGGGUGCAGCAGGACCCGUCGGACCCUCUGUGCGGCCUGGACGCACAGUUUCUGCGAGGGCUCCUCACCCUGGGGCGGCUGCAGCAGAAGACCGUGUUGGCUGAGAGGUCCAUGACUCCUGAACAGGUGUAUCACAUUGUGGCAGUGCUGGCUGCCCAGAGUGUGAGUCAGUGUGUGUGUCAGAGCGAGGCGAGCAGGCAGCUGGAGUGGGUGCUGCUGGAUGCUCACUUUGCCCUCCUGCAGAGACUGGUCCAGCAGGGCGAACGGAGGACCGAGGCGCCCGUCGACAGGCAGUCCCUGGUGGCAAAAAGGUGCCAGGCCCUCGUGGCUCUCAUCCGUCUGACCACCAUCUCUCCUUGCCAGGAGCUGCUGGACAUGCAGGAGAGAACGUGCCAGCUGGCCGUAGUUGCGUCUCCGCGGGACAGCCGUGCUCUGUGUCACCUUGGCGUGGCCCAGUUGGCCCAAUAUGACAACAACCCAAACUCAGACGGGUCAGAGGAAGUCCUGAGCAACGCCCGCCUCAGCUUCCAGGCCAGCAUCGAGCUGGAAGACAAAGCCCAGAGCGGAGACCCACCCGAACAGCUGAGCAAACAAAAGUGGUGGCAGGAGCAUCUGGAGGCUGUGAACAAGAAGGAAGCCACACAUCUCGGCUCUCAGCCAAGCCAAGCUCCGAGUAGCAGCAGCAGCAGCACGGCAAAAAGGGGCGCCAAGCAGGGCAGAGGAGGUCCAGUUCAGGGACGGGCCUCCGUGUCCAAACCCACCCCGGGCGUCGCCGCAGCCCCCGUCAGAGGAGGGAAGGCGGCUCAGCCUCCGGCUAAAGCCCUCGCGGUCAAGGGGAGACCUGGUGCAGCCGCUAAACCUGAUAAAACAGCUUCACCUAAAACAGCUUCACCUGGCAGCAACAGUGCUAAAUCCAAGCUCCCUGCUAACAAGUCUGAACAGCAAUGUAGUCCCAAGGCUGUGGUGACUGCAAAGGUCCCCUCAGUAGGAAACAGAGGCAGCGCGUCAGGCCCGCUGAACAGCAGGUCUCAUGUAUCACGGCUGGGUCUGGCACGGGCCCUCUCACGCUGCGCGGGCACCCAGGACCAGGCAAAGCAGCUCUACCAAGAGGUCAUCGCCAUGGCGCCAGGGAUCCACGACGCAUACACCGAGCUGGUGCAGCUGCUGGAGCCCUCUGACCCCCGGGCUGCGGUGGACGUGUACUGCAAGUUCCCUCUGAAGCCCGUGGCCGAGCAGAGCUUCGACGACGCCUUCGUCAGCGGGGAGAUUAUCCGCCUGCUGAUGUCCCAGGAGCAGUACGACCACCCACACCUGGGCCCCAGCCUGGUGGCGUACGGCAAAGUCAUGGGGCUAAGUUGCAUAGAGAAAUAUAUCGACGUGUUGGAUGAGAAGUCGAAGACCUCGCUGCUGAAGAGCGUCUACGCAAAAAUCAACGACAGAGAGGAGGACGACCCGGACCUGCACGACUUCUUCAGAUCCAAAUGUUGGAUGUGACGUGUUUGUGCUGGAUUUGUUUCUCAGGUUCUCUCGUCUUGUGCUGUGUUCAUAAGGACUGUUGCCUUCAUUUAGCUGUGAUGCCGUAUGUUAGUCGCGUCGGGCAGAAGAUACAGAGAAAUCUAUUUUUUUUUUCUUCAGGAAACACUUUUAAUCUAUAAACAGUUUGCGACGGAAAAAAAUGUCAUUUCAGAACGGAAAGCUUUUAACCAAAAUACAACCUGUAGAACGCUGCUCAGCAUAGCUGCGCCAAAGCAAGGCACCCUCAGACAGAACUCAACCAAGAUAAUAAAACUUAUUCUCCCCGA
Molecule: messenger RNA, 3793 nt
Organism: Fundulus heteroclitus (mummichog)
Lineage: Eukaryota; Metazoa; Chordata; Actinopteri; Cyprinodontiformes; Fundulidae
Exons: 20
Coding region: 153-3485 (1110 amino acids)
Biological process (GO): protein polyubiquitination; ubiquitin-dependent protein catabolic process
Molecular function (GO): ubiquitin protein ligase activity; protein binding
Source: RefSeq, a predicted model, not a curated record